Messenger RNA from Anoplopoma fimbria (sablefish), 4488 nucleotides. RefSeq names its product Rap guanine nucleotide exchange factor (GEF) 1b (gene rapgef1b). Gene Ontology annotation, cellular component: plasma membrane. Bases 214 to 3465 code for a protein of 1083 amino acids. Gene Ontology annotation, molecular function: guanyl-nucleotide exchange factor activity. The transcript is spliced from 24 exons. The record is from RefSeq and is a predicted model, not a curated record. Gene Ontology annotation, biological process: Ras protein signal transduction; positive regulation of GTPase activity. Lineage: Eukaryota; Metazoa; Chordata; Actinopteri; Perciformes; Anoplopomatidae.
UGUGUAUAUCCAGUGAAAACCACCCGGAGACGGACAGACACAGUUUUUUUUUGACCGUCCCAAUGUGUGUGGCCUAUAAAUAUGUUAUUCUAAACCCAGAGGGAUCAUCUCAUGGACACAACAGCACACAGAACAUGAGGGAAUAAUCGGGAGGGAGGCUCGUCUGUGGCGUUUUGUUGAACAGUGGGGGAAUCACAGCUGCUGGCUGCGAAAAUGUCGGGAAAAAUAGAGAGCAAGCAAGACUCGCAGCGGUCCCAUUUGUCCUCUUUCACCAUGAAGCUGAUGGACAAGUUCCACUCUCCCAAGAUCAAGAGGACUCCAUCCAAGAAGGGCAAGCAACUGCAGCCCGAGCCAGCAGCCAAGAGUACCGAGAAACCUGCAAACAAGAAGGUCAGCCGGCUGGAGGAGCACGAGAAGGACGUGGUCAGUGCUCUGCGCUACUUCAAGACAAUCGUGGACAAAAUGGUCGUGGAGAAGAAGGUGCUUGAGAUGCUUCCAGGCUCGGCCAGCAAGGUGCUUGAAGCCAUCCUGCCUCUGGUUCAGGUAGAGGCCCGGAUACAGCACAGUUCGGCGCUGUCUUCCUGCCACAACCGCGUGUACCAGAGCCUCGCCAACCUCAUCCGUUGGGCGGACCAGGUGAUGCUGGACGGCAUCGACUUGGAGGACAAGGAAAAUGUGGCGUCCGUCACCAGCGUCAUCAAAGCAGUGCUGGAUGGAGUAAAGGAAUUGGUGAAGCUGACCAUCGAGAAACAGGAGCAGCCGUCACCCACCAGCCCCAACAAACCAGCACCACCUGCUAUCACAGCAGAGAGCAGCGCGUCGUCAGAGAUGCCCUUGGUAGAUCGGGAGCAGGAGGUCUCCAAUAAGACGGCUCCGGCAGCUACUCCCGCCGAGGCUGCCUCGGACACACCAGAUGAGGACGUGGCCCCUCCCAAACCCCCCCUACCUGAAGCCAAAAUGGCAGAGCUCAGCCCUCCACCAGCUCUCCCCCCUAAGAAGCGUCAGUCGGCCCCUUCGCCCACACGGGUUGCGGUGGUUGCCCCGAUGAGCCGCGGCUCCAGCCUGCCGUGCAGCGUCCACAGACAGCAGCAGGACUAUGAGCAGGAGUUCCUCCAGAGGCGUUUCUCCGGGGGGAGCCAGUCCUACGGGGGAGACUCCCCACGCCUGUCUCCGUGCAGCAGCAUGGGGAAACUAAGCAAGUCGGACGAACAGCUCUCCUCCAUGGAGCAGGACAGUGGUCAGUGUUCACGUAACACUAGCUGUGAGACGCUAGACAACACAGAGAAUUACGACCCGGAUUACGACUUCCUCCACCAGGACUUGUCGGCCGGGGAAAACCUUCCCCCGAUACCGGUAGGAGGGUGCCUGAGCCCCCUGCCUGAGUCUCACAGCGAGUCCUCAUCCCCGGUCCCCGGACAGCAUCCCUCGCACCCCCGCUUCAGUGCUCCUCCCCAACAGCAGCAGUCUGAAUACUGGACCCCGCAGCCCAAUCAAACCAACCCCUUACAUUCCUUCCGCGUCAGCGCUCCCCCCGCCCUCCCCCAGAAGAAGCGACGCAGCACCCAGACAUCGCCCUUCCCCGACGCAGGGUCCAGGGUGCUGUAUGAGCGCUACCCCUCCCAAUAUGACAACUUGUCGGAAGAGGAGCUGCACCCGACGCCGCCGUUCCCCCUUUUCACACCCAUCUCACCCAUGCCCCAGACAAACGGGGGCGUGUUCGUCGCCCAGUACAUGGCCGGCGAGCAUUCGGAUGUCGCCGCCAGCCCACCUCCAUUGCCAGAAAAGAAAAGCAGACACAUCCUCCAGUACAUGCAGUUUGUGGAAGACUACUCCGAGCCGCAGCCUUCUAUGUUCUACCAGAUGCCACAGAGCGAGAGCAUCUACGAGCAGCGCAACAAGCGCUUCCAGGAGGUUUACGGCUUCAACGACUCCUUCAGCAGCACCGACUCAGUCCACGAGCCGCUGCUGCCUCCAGCAUUGCCCCCGAAACAAAGGCAACUGAGCGAGAGCGCAAACGACGAGGGCGGGGAGGGGGAGUACGUCAACUUGUACUCGUCCAGCCAGGCCAAUGGGGAGCUGCCUCUCUCCCUCAGAGAAACAAUCACAGCUGACGAUGUGCUUCAGGACCCCGCCCCUCAGAUGCCAUCCACCAACAGCAAAGAGGCUUUGGACAAGGAGAGAAGGCAGAAGUCGACAGAGUCAGCGGGGAGUGAUGAGGAGGACGUUGACGAGCUCUCCCUCAUAGAUCACAAGGAGAUUAUGAGCAGGAUAACACUAAAACAAGAAAGUGACGACGGCCCUGACGUUCGUGCUGGAUCAGGAGAUAUUCUAUUAGUCCACGCUACAGAAACCGACCGCAAAGAUCUCGUUUUGUACUGUGAAGCCUUUCUGACUACGUAUAGGACUUUCAUAACCCCCGAGGACCUCAUUAAGAAGCUACACUACAGAUACACUAGGUUCUGCCACAGUCCGGACACCUUCAAGAAACGAGUCAGCAAGAACACAUUCUUCGUGCUGGUCCGUGUGGUCGAUGAGCUGUGCUUGGUGGAGCUGACGGAGGACAUCUUGAAACAGCUGAUGGACCUGGUGUUCACGCUGGUGUGCAACGGCGAGCUCAGCCUCGCCCGCGUGCUCCGCAAGAACAUCCUGGAUAAGGUGGAGCAGAGGAAGCUGCUGCGCUACACUAACUCCCUCAAGCCACUCGCUGCCCGAGGGGUCUCUGCGAGGCCUGGAACUCUCCAUGACUUCCGCAGUCACGAGAUCGCGGAUCAGCUCACUCUUCUUGAUGCUGAGCUCUUCUAUAAAAUUGAGAUUCCCGAGGUGCUGCUCUGGGCCAAGGAGCAGAAUGAGGAGAAGAGUCCGAACCUGACUCAGUUCACAGAGCACUUUAACAACAUGAGCUAUUGGGUCCGAUCUUUGAUAAUUCAGCAGGAGAAAGCUCAAGACAGAGAGAAGCUGCUUCUCAAGUUCAUAAAGAUAAUGAAGCACUUAAGAAAGUUGAAUAAUUUCAACUCCUACCUGGCAAUACUAUCCGCUCUGGACUCCGCCCCCAUCAGGAGAUUGGAGUGGCAGAAACAGACCUCAGAGGGAUUGGAGGAAUAUUGUACGUUGAUUGACAGCUCUUCGUCCUUCAGAGCCUACAGAGCUGCUCUGGCUGAGGUGGAGCCUCCAUGCAUCCCGUACCUGGGCCUCAUUCUGCAGGACUUGACCUUCGUCCACCUGGGGAACCCUGACCUCAUUGAGGGGAAGGUCAACUUCUCCAAACGCUGGCAGCAGUUCAACAUCCUGGACAGCAUGCGGCGCUUCCAGCAAGUGCACUAUGAGCUGAAGCGCAACGAAGACAUCGUCUGUUUCUUCAACGACUUCAGUGACCACCUGGCGGAGGAGGCCCUGUGGGAGCUGUCGCUAAAGAUCAAGCCCAGGAACAUCACCAGGCGCAAGACGGAACGCGAGGAGAAGACCUAGGGCCCCGUGGGCCUCCGAGACUGACCUCCAACUGUGCUUCAUGACACUAACUCCACUUUACUACAGACUGAGAGAAAGACGAAUGGAAGCUAUCCGCUGGAGCUAAUGGAAGACUCGUUGUGGGGGAUGCAGAACAAACUACAGACAACUGAAGCGUGGCUGAGGUUUACAAAGAGCUCUGCUGCUCUGGGAGAUUAUAUUUGGGAUUACUGCGGCUCCGGCGUUUAGACGGGUAGAGAUUCGGUGGCUACGGUGAAAAACGAGAGGGAAGCCCGGCCCCAAAGGAUGAGUGAGGAAUCACACAGAGCGGACAGGGAGACGCUACGGAAAUAACCAAAGUCUGCUCCCUGGGCUCUCUGUUUUAGAGUGGAGCUGUUGCGUGUGUGAGAUUUGAGCUGAAUGGUCCAUUACUUUCCAAGUUGCUCCUUCCUCUUCCUUUUAUGUAUGUGCCAUUUGUUGGUCUCCUUGACUCAUGACUUCCCCUCAAACAGCAGAACCACAAGAGCAGACCCGCCCCCUGAAACCAGAUGAGGGGGUGAGGGGGUUUGUACUCGAGAAGAAAGGAUGAACAUAAGAGACUGGAACCGAUGAGUUUGUUUUGAAACAUUUUGUGUAAGAAUCAUGUAUGGUUAUGAAAUGUAUUAUAUACAGUGCUCCUUUUGUUCUUAAAAAGGAUGUUUAUGCUUAUGAGAAGAGCUUAGCUUCUCCCAAAGUGCCAUACAUGUGUGUGUGUGUGUGUGUGCACUAAAAAAAGCAAAGCAAAAACACAAAAAGAUAAAUUACUAAAGAUGCUGUGAUCUAUGUAUGUCAUACUGAAUAAUUGUGUGCCGUGCUCAAGUGUAGAGAACCAUCAGGCAAUCACAAUCACAUCCCAGCCAUGUCGGUGUGUGAAAGCGUGUUUGUGUGUGACUGAAGUCCUCGGUGACUUGUGUGUUUGUCAUUCCAAAAUGUGCUGUAGUAAAUCAUUUUGACUCCCCUCUUGGGAUAUUGGUCAAAACCAACACAUCACACUGUGCUCUCAAA